Messenger RNA from Scleropages formosus (Asian bonytongue), 1975 nucleotides. RefSeq names its product CDC45 cell division cycle 45 homolog (S. cerevisiae) (gene cdc45). NCBI's taxonomy places the organism in Eukaryota, Metazoa, Chordata, Actinopteri, Osteoglossiformes, Osteoglossidae. Gene Ontology annotation, cellular component: DNA replication preinitiation complex. Gene Ontology annotation, biological process: double-strand break repair via break-induced replication; mitotic DNA replication preinitiation complex assembly; DNA replication initiation. Gene Ontology annotation, molecular function: chromatin binding; DNA replication origin binding; single-stranded DNA binding. The record is from RefSeq and is a predicted model, not a curated record.
AUCCCUGGCCUCGAGCGAGCUAAGACCGAAGUUCUUUUGACGGUGUUAUUUAUUUAUUUAUUUGUCUUUUAUUUUUUUUAACAACGUUUUUAGUGUGUCUGGCCGCAAGCUGUUAGAAUCGCAAUGUUUGUUACAGACAUUCGCAAGGAAUUUUAUGACAUCGUGGUAAACCAGAGAGUCGCCCUCCUUGUGUCUUUGGACGUUGACGCUUUGUGUGCCUGCAAAGUGCUACAGGCUCUGUUCCACUGCGAUCAAGUCCAGUACACCUUGGUGCCGGUGAAAGGCUGGCAGGACUUGGGAACAGCGUUCUUGGAGCACAAAGAGCAGUUCCGUUAUUUCGUGUUGAUCAACUGCGGGGCCAACGUUGACUUGCUGGAGACUCUGCAACCGGAGGAGGAAACCAUCUUUUUUAUCUGCGACACUCAUCGACCUGUGGACGUUGUCAACGUCUACAAUGACACUCAGAUCAAACUGCUCAUCAAGCAGGACGAUGACCUGGGUGUCCCCUCCUAUGAUGACAUCUUCCGAGAUGAUGAGGAAGAAGGGGGUGAUCAGGACUCUGGGAACGAGAGCGAUGGCAGUUCUGAGCCAUCUGGGAAAAGGAGACGGUUCGACGAGGGAGCAAUAGAGAGGAGGAUAGAGCGGCAAAGGGCAAGACGAGAAUGGGAGGCGAGAAGGCAAGUCACAACAGUAAUGGAGAACAGGAAACACUUGUUUGUUGUAUGCAGCUUUGCCAAAUGUUCUGUUCUGUCGUCAAGGAGGGAAAUUUUGUUUGAUUACGAGCAGUAUGAGUACCACGGCACAGCGUCUGCAGUGGUGCUAUUUGAGCUGGCCUGGGUCAUGAGUAAGGAUACUAAAGACAUGCUAUGGUGGGCCAUCAUUGGACUGACAGAUCAAUGGGUCCAUGAUAGAAUCACUCAUAUGAAGUAUGUGACAGAUAUAGCAGCUCUGCAGCGCCACGUCUCUCGACACAACCACUGCAAUGAAGAUGAGGACAACUCCUUGUCCAUCGACUGCAUGAGGAUCUGCUUUGAAUACGAUUUGCGUCUGUCCUUGUACCAACACUGGUCUCUGUACGAGAGCAUCUGUAACUCCUGCUACACCUUGUCCACCUUUAAACUGUGGUCCAUACAGGGGCAGAAGAAGCUCCAGGAGUUCCUUGCUGACAUGGGUCUUCCUCUGAAGCAAGUGAGACAGAAGUUCAAUUCAAUGGACAUCGCCAUCAAGGAGAACCUGCGGGAUGUCAUAGAGGAGUCAUCUAAUAAAUAUGGCAUGAAGGACAUUCGUAUUCAGACUUUCGGUGUCCACUUUGGGUUCAAAAACAAGUUCCUAGCUACCGACGUGGUGCAUGCUGCCGCUGCCCUGCUGGAGAGUGUGGAGAAGGACGAGAGUGGCACCGACAACUUUAUCAAGGCUCUUGACUGCCUCUCCAGGAGCAACCUAGACCAGCUGCACCGAGGCAUUGAACUGGCCAAGAAGAAGUUGAUGGCCAUCCAGCAAACAGUGGCCAGCUGCAUCUGCACCCAUCUCAUCCUCUCGCAGGGACCCUUCCUCUACUGCUGCCUCAUGGAGGGAACCCCAGAUGUGAAGCUGUUCUCCAAGCCUCUUGCACUAACACUGCUCUGCAAGUAUCUGCUGAAGUCCUUUGCUCGCUCGACAAGGAAUAAGCGCUGCAAGAUCCUCCCACUCGUGAUGGCAGCACCCCUGGAUGUUGAGAAGGGCACAGUCAUUGUGAUGGGCAUCCCACCAGAGUGUGAGACCUCUGACAAGAAGAACUUCUUCGGAAGGGCUUUUGAAAAGGCUGCGGAGAGCACAAGCUCCAGGACACUGCACGACAACUUCGACAUGUCCAUCAUUGAGCUGAAGAUGCAGGACAGGAGCAAAUUUCUGGAUGCACUCGUUACGUUACUGUCAUAAGGAUGAAUGUAGUAGAUGUAAGUUAAACUAUUUCCACUUUCACAACUGGAAGGACUCC